UGGGAUGGGUAAUCUUCUUAAGGUCCUUACCAGGGAAAUUGAAAACUAUCCACAUUUUUUCCUGGAUUUUGAAAAUGCACAGCCCACAGAUGGAGAAAGGGAGGUAUGGAAUCAGAUCAGUGCAGUUUUACAGGACUCGGAAAGUAUGCUUGCAGACCUUCAGGCUUACAAAGGAGCUGGACAAGAAAUUAGAGAUGCAAUACAAAAUCCCAAUGAUAUCCAGUUGCAAGAAAAAGCAUGGAAUUCAGUAUGUCCUCUGGUUGUAAGGCUGAAGCGCUUUUAUGAGUUUUCACUCAGAUUAGAGAAAGCCCUGCAGAGCUUAUUGGAGUCCUUGACGUGCCCACCUUAUACUCCAACUCAGCACCUGGAACGGGAACAGGCUCUAGCGAAAGAGUUUGCAGAAAUCUUACAUUUUACUCUUCGUUUUGAUGAACUUAAGAUGAGAAACCCAGCAAUUCAGAAUGACUUCAGUUAUUAUAGGCGGACAAUAAGUCGCAACAGAAUAAACAACAUGCAUCUAGACAUUGAGAAUGAAGUAAAUAAUGAAAUGGCCAAUAGGAUGUCCCUGUUUUAUGCAGAAGCCACACCAAUGCUGAAAACACUCAGUAAUGCAACUACACAUUUUGUAUCAGAAAACAAAACAUUACCAAUUGAAAAUACAACGGACUGUCUCAGUACUAUGGCUAGUGUAUGUAAAGUCAUGUUGGAAACACCAGAGUACAGGAGUAGAUUCACCAGUGAAGAGACCCUUAUGUUCUGCAUGCGAGUAAUGGUGGGAGUUAUUAUUCUGUACGAUCACGUUCAUCCUGUAGGAGCUUUCUCAAAGACAUCAAAGAUUGAUAUGAAGGGGUGCAUAAAAGUUUUAAAGGAACAACCACCUGAUGCUGUGGAAGGACUUCUGAAUGCUCUCAGGUUCACUACAAAACACCUGAAUGAUGAAUCUACUUCAAAACAAAUUCGAGCUAUGCUGCAGUAGUACCUGAGACAAAUAGAUGUUUGUAUUGAUCACAGAAGAUGUGUAUGUUUACAUAAUUUAAUACAGUUUGAUGUUAAUACUUGUGUGUAUUUACAUAACCAUUUUCUUCACAUUGCUAAAAUAUAUGAAUCUGUUCAUAACCUGACUGACUUUAUAUAGUGCAGCCUAAGUUUUUAUGGUAGCCUUUAUAUUUUGACUUUUAAAAUACUUUUUUACUUAGAUACUUCAGCUAUGACAGUUUAUCUGUUCAUUUUAAUCCUUAAACACCUUCUCUAUCAGAGAAGUAAGUAGUAGUGAGGACAAAAUUGAAAUCAAAUAAACUGAAAUGUCAACGAUACCACAGAAAAGGAACUUUAAAGAAGGAGAAAGUUAAUAUAAGAGAAAGUAAAAUUCAUUGGAUAUGUUUUAAGAACAUGUGCACAGUUUUUUAGUCAGUCAGUUUUAAGAUCUUAUCAAACUUGUAUGAAUAGGAGAAUACCUGAAUGUUCAUCACUCUCAUAGAAUAUGUUGUCUUUCCUGUAAUAAGUGGAGAACCACCUAAUUUUAAGGAUUAUGUGCUGGCUGACAUCCAAAAACUUACUGCAAAGAGGUCAUUUUACUUUUUUUAUUAAGUAUAACCUGCACCUUUCAACAAUUGAGGAAAUUAAUAUCUUUUUUCAGAUUCAGUAUAAAUAAACAAAGAAUGUGUUUCAAGGCCAUUGCUAGAUUUUGAAAUUUCUGUAUAAUUUUAUUACAUUUAGAA
Messenger RNA from Cariama cristata (Red-legged seriema), 1718 nucleotides. It is a transcript of the gene CYRIA, whose product is annotated as family with sequence similarity 49, member A. The record is from RefSeq and is a predicted model, not a curated record. Gene Ontology annotation, molecular function: small GTPase binding. The transcript has 10 exons. Gene Ontology annotation, biological process: regulation of actin filament polymerization. NCBI's taxonomy places the organism in Eukaryota, Metazoa, Chordata, Aves, Cariamiformes, Cariamidae. The coding region runs from base 5 to 976 and encodes 323 amino acids.